Ceratotherium simum simum (southern white rhinoceros) is the source of this 3193-nucleotide messenger RNA. The record is from RefSeq and is a predicted model, not a curated record. Lineage: Eukaryota; Metazoa; Chordata; Mammalia; Perissodactyla; Rhinocerotidae.
UACUCCUUCCUGUUCAGGCCUGGAAGAAACGCUGGUUUAUCCUGCGGAGUGGCCGGAUGAGUGGUGACCCAGAUGUUCUGGAAUACUACAAGAAUGAUCACUCCAAGAAGCCCCUGCGGAUCAUCAACCUGAACUUCUGUGAGCAGGUGGAUGCAGGCCUGACCUUCAACAAGAAGGAGCUGCAGGAUAGUUUUGUGUUUGACAUCAAGACCAGCGAGCGCACCUUUUACCUGGUGGCUGAGACAGAGGAGGACAUGAAUAAGUGGGUCCAGAGCAUCUGCCAGAUCUGUGGCUUCAAUCAGGCUGAGGAGAGCACAGACUCCCUGAGAAACAUUUCCUCAGCCAGUCAUGGCCCCCGCUCUUCUCCAGCUGAGCUCAGCAGCUCCAAUCAGCACCUUCUCCGAGAACGAAAAUCCUCAGCCCCAUCGCACUCCAGCCAGCCAACCUUGUUCACAUUUGAGCCCCCUGUGUCAAACCACAUGCAGCCCACCUUGUCCACCAGUGCACCUCAGGAGUAUCUCUACUUGCACCAGUGCAUAAGCCGGAGAGCAGAAAAUGCAAGGAGUGCCAGCUUCUCUCAGGGCACCAGGGCCUCGUUUCUCAUGAGGAGCGACACAGCCGUACAGAAACUUGCCCAGGGCAAUGGACACUGUGUCAACGGGGUCAGUGGUCAAGUCCAUGGCUUCUACAGCCUCCCCAAGCCAAGCCGGCACAAUACAGAAUUCAGAGACAGUACCUACGACCUGCCCCGGAGCCUGGCCUCCCAUGGCCACACCAAGGGCAGCCUCACAGGCUCUGAGACAGAUAACGAGGAUGUGUACACCUUCAAGACGCCCAGCAACACCCUAUGCCGGGAGUUCGGGGACCUCCUGGUGGAUAAUAUGGACGUUCCAGGCACCCCACUCUCAGCCUACCAGAUCCCUAGGACAUUCACACUGGACAAGAACCACAAUGCCAUGGCAGUGGCCACUCCUGGGGACUCAGCCAUAGCUCCCCCACCCCGGCCCCCCAAGCCAAGUCAGGCAGAAACACCUCGAUGGGGCAGCCCUCAGCAGAGACCUCCAAUCGGUGAAAGUGGCAGAUCGGUCUCAGCCGCGGCCACCAUCCCCAGGCGCAAUACUCUCCCUGCAAUGGACAACAGCCGACUUCACCGAGCGUCUUCCUGUGAGUCCUACGAGUACCCCCAACGUGGUGGAGAGAGUGCAGGCCGGUCUGCUGAGUCCAUGAGUGAUGCGGUCGGCUCUUUCCUGCCAGGGAAAACAAUUGUGAGCCGAUCAGAUAGCACCAACUCUGAAGACAACUACGUGCCCAUGAAUCCAGGUUCCUCCACCCUGCUGGCCAUGGAGCGAGCAGGUGAUAAUGCUCAGAGUGUCUACAUCCCCAUGAGCCCAGGGCCCCAUCACUUUGACCCGCUUGGCUACCCCUCCACAGCCCUUCCUAUGCACCGAGGCCCCAGCCGAGGGAGUGAGAUCCAGCCACCCCCUGUCAACCGCAACCUCAAACCUGACCGGAAAGCAAAACCAACACCACUUGACCUAAGAAACAACACCGUCAUCGAUGAGCUCCCCUUCAAAUCACCUGUCACCAAGUCUUGGUCUCGGGCCAUCCACACCUUCAACUCUAGCUCCUCCCAGUACUGCCGCCCCAUCUCCACACAGAGCAUCACCAGCACGGACUCGGGAGACAGCGAAGAGAACUACGUCCCUAUGCAAAACCCAGUGUCUGCAUCUCCCAUUCCCAGUGGCACCAACAGCCCAGCCCCUAAGAAGAGCACCGGCAGCGUCGAUUAUCUGGCCCUGGACUUUCAGCCGAGCUCCCCAAGCCCCCACCGCAAGCCAUCCACAUCAUCUGUCACUUCCGAUGAGAAGGUGGACUACGUUCAAGUGGACAAGGAGAAGACCCAGGCCCUGCAGAACACCAUGCAGGAGUGGACAGAUGUGCGGCAGUCCUCGGAGCCUUCCAAGGGCGCUAAGCUGUGACUCCGGGGCCACCAAGCCUGGGGAGGGGCCAGGAGGCAGCAUCUCCAGAGCUGGCUCCUCCUUGUCUGUCUCUCUUUCUCCUCUCCCAUUGCCUCCUCCCACCCCUCCCCCUCCACUCUGCCACUCUGGCCUUCAAAGCACUUGACAUCAGGGACCCUGAACCCUUCCCCUGGGAGGUGAGGGCCUGAUCGAGGCACUUCCUCUGCCCACUCGGGGCCCACCUUUGAUUUUUAUCAGCAAUGGCCAUGCCUCUACCCACCUUAGUUAGAGCUAUUGCCAAAAAGCAUCCUUCAGCCUCUUCCUGCCCUUUAGACCUGAAUAUCUACCAGAUGUUUGGAGGGAGGGGCUGGGGCUCUGAGCCAGAUUCUACACCUCACAUUCGGUCACAGCCCUCAGCCUUCUUCCCUCCCGCUACUGGGCUACCUCUCCUUCAGUCUCGGAAGAAGCCAAGUUGCCUCGCUCACCCAGGGAGCCAAGGACCAGCAGACCAAAGUGGACAUGGACUUCUUCAUCCCUGUCUGUCUGGGCAGGGGAGAGGCAAGGCCACCAAAAGAUGGAGGAGUCGAGAAGGAAGGUUAGAGGUGGUCUUGAGGGACAAAGGAAUUAGGUUGCAGAUGCAGAAGGGCAGCUGAUACCUGUAGGGUCCCCCACUUUCAGGCCAAGUGGCAGUGCAGCUGUUGCCAGGGUGGAAGAGGCAGAAGGAUGAGGACAAAAGGAAGGGAAAACUGAGGAUGGUGGGUGACCAAGAUCAAGAAGGUGCAGGGCUCAGAGCCCAGGAGAUGGGGUGACAAGGACACUGCAGGGUUGGGCCCCCAGAACUGUGGAGCUGCAGGCCCACUGCUGCUGUGACAGCAUGCAGUCUUCCUCAAGUCUCCGCCCACCUGAGAGAGCCACACUGGAGAGGGCUGGACCGUGCUGGGCAAUGCAGCGUGCAGUGUGGGAGUGCCAGCAUGGUCAGGGGAGGCUGGCGGGAAAGCAAUGCAGGGUGCAGGACGUGGGAGGGAGGGAGCAUGGGGUGGACUGGAGGUGAUGCAGGGACUGAGGGCAACCCUGGGACACGAAUGGGCUGGGCAGAGGCCCAGGGCAAUGCACGGAUACUGCAGAGGGGAUGGUUCAGCAACGGAGUUUCUGCAAGGUGGGGAGGCGCAGAGGUAACUGAUGGGAUGAGAGGCAGGGGUGAAGGCUGUGGGGGAACAGUGUAGCAAGCGGGGAAA